Messenger RNA from Aspergillus uvarum CBS 121591, 636 nucleotides. Its product is annotated as hemolysin-III family protein. Gene Ontology annotation, cellular component: membrane. The record is from RefSeq and is a predicted model, not a curated record. The annotation marks the transcript as partial. Gene Ontology annotation, molecular function: signaling receptor activity. The transcript is spliced from 3 exons. Lineage: Eukaryota; Fungi; Ascomycota; Eurotiomycetes; Eurotiales; Aspergillaceae.
CUCGCAACUUACACGACCCUCCACCACGAGACCUUCAACAUCUACACACACCUUCUGCCGGCACUGUGCUUCCCGGCGCUCGCCGUCUUCUCGCGCCUACCGCGCCUGCACAUCCUCAGCUCGACCGCCUGCCUGCUGCUGUCGGCGGCCUACCACGCCAACAACGGACACUCGGCCUACGCGCUAAAGGCCGAUUACUGUGGGAUUUUGGGGUUGCUGGUCAGCAACUUUGUGACGGGGUUGCAUUAUGCGUUUGGGCCGAUAGAGGGGGAGAGAGAGGGGGAGGGGGAGGGACGGAGCACCGCCAAUAGCACAAUCGGCAGCAGCAUCGUAAAAAGUGCAGCCCGCAGCGACCCCCACCGCACCCUCCGCGUCACCGCCCUCAUCUUCACCGGCCUGAGCGCCCUCGUCCCCAUCACCCACCUGUACCUCCUGCACGACGCCCGGUACCUCCUCGCCGUCGGGGUGGGGUGGUAUACCCUCGAAGGCAUGGCGUUGAUCCUCGGCGCGGUGGUGUAUCUGAAUAGAAUCCCCGAACGAUGGUACCCGCACAGCAAAGUCUUCAUGCUGUGGUCGUCCCAUGCCUUCUGGCAUGUGCUCGUGCUCGUCGGGAUGGUGGCGCAUACGAUGGGGUUG